Molecule: messenger RNA, 546 nt
Organism: Phanerochaete carnosa HHB-10118-sp
Lineage: Eukaryota; Fungi; Basidiomycota; Agaricomycetes; Polyporales; Phanerochaetaceae
Exons: 3
Coding region: 51-251 (66 amino acids)
Source: RefSeq, a predicted model, not a curated record
UGACACGAUUGACAGAGCCAAUCCCCCUGCAAGUGCCUGCACCAUACACGAUGGACCAAGAAGCGAAGGUCGGCGUCGACUACCAGAAUGAGCUCAUGGCUCGCUGCGCUCGCGGCAAUCACGAUGCCGUGACGAAGUACGGCACAUUUGGUAUCAUCAUGGCUAUUGUAUGCUUCCCCUGUGGACUGAUCUGUCUUUGCUCGGACAAGCAAAAACGUUGCGUGCGGUGUGGGGUCCGUGUUGAUUCAUAAAACCGUCGCGGUUGUUCUCUUUCUUGCUUUUUACUCGUGGGUUAUUAGGGCAUUUGUGUCGUUUGGCCAACCAUGCUCAGUGAAGGGCUAUAAUUUUGAGUCAAGACGUAGUUCUCAGCAGUCUCUUUUUUCUGUGGAUGGUCGCAGCGUAUUUAUAUGUAUAUUUAUAACUUCCACACUUGAUCCUGGCGACAGCCAAACUCUGCCAACAACCCACCAACUGGACCUUGGGAGUAAUUGCGACCGUAUGGCCCCGCAAUUGCGGUGAUCAUCCUGCAAUCAGGAGUUAAUAAGC